Molecule: messenger RNA, 3352 nt
Organism: Malurus melanocephalus (red-backed fairy wren)
Lineage: Eukaryota; Metazoa; Chordata; Aves; Passeriformes; Maluridae
Gene: ITGA10
Product: integrin subunit alpha 10
Exons: 25
Coding region: 151-3138 (995 amino acids)
Biological process (GO): cell adhesion mediated by integrin; cell-matrix adhesion; cell-cell adhesion
Cellular component (GO): external side of plasma membrane; integrin complex
Molecular function (GO): integrin binding
Source: RefSeq, a predicted model, not a curated record
CUCUGGCCGCUGCAUCCGACUCAACGAGGAGCUCCAGCUGAUGGGGACCAUUGCACCCACAGYACAGCGUGAGUAGGGUGGGGUGACUGGGAUGUACUGGGAUGUGCCAUCGUGGUGUCAUCGUGUCCCCUGCCAGGCUGUUCCACCUACAUGGACAUCGUCCUGGUUCUGGAUGGCUCCAACAGCAUCUACCCCUGGGAGGAGGUGCAGGCAUUCCUCGGGAACAUCCUGGGACGCUUCUUCAUCGGUCCUGGGCAGACCCAGGUGGGGGUGCUGCAGUACGGGGAGCAGCUCGUGCAGGAGUGGGCGCUGGGGCAGCACCCCACGGCUCAGAGCCUGCUUGAGGCCGCUCGGAACCUGACCCGUCAGGAAGGGAGGGAAACGCGMACGGCCAUGGCCAUCCGGCAGGCAUGCACUGAGUCCUUCAGCCCGGCACGAGGUGGACGCUCAGGGGCCACGCGGCUGCUGCUGGUGGUGACAGACGGGGAGUCCCACGAUGGGGAUGAGCUGCCAGCAGCACUGGCUGAGUGCGACCGGCACAAUGUCACCCGCUAUGCAAUCGCCGUUCUGGGGCACUACCUGCGUCGGCAGCAGGAUCCCGAGGAUUUUAUUCGCGAGAUCAAAUCCAUCGCCAGCGACCCUGACGAGAAGUAUUUCUUCAAUGUCACUGAUGAGGCUGCCCUCAGUGACAUUGUGGAUGCUCUGGGAGAUCGGAUCUUCAGCCUGGAAGGCACCCAUGGGGACAACGAGAGCGCCUUUGAGCUGGAGAUGUCCCAGAUCGGCUUCUCCGUCCACCACCUCGAGGACGGGAUUCUCUUUGGAAUGGUGGGAGCCUAUGACUGGGAGGGGAGCGUGCUGGAGGAGAGCCAGCGUGGGCGCAUUGUCCCACCCCGGGAAGCAUUUCAGGAGGAAUCCCCGCUGGAGCUGAAGAGCCAUGCAGCAUAUCUGGGGUAUUCCGUGUCCUCGCUACAGCUCCCGGGGGGGCAGCGCUUGUUUGUGGCUGGAGCCCCCCGAUUCCAGCACAAGGGCAAAGUUGUCCUCUUCCAGCUGGACCCCACAGGGACUGUGACUGUGACCCAGGCUCUAAUGGGGGAGCAGAUCGGCUCCUACUUUGGCAGCGAGGUUUUGGCCCUCGACCUGGAGGGAGAUGGGGACAGUGACCUGCUGCUGGUGGCAGCGCCCACCUACCUGGGGGACCAGAGCAGGGAGACGGGGAGGGUCUAUGUGUACCGUGUGGGACAGGACCACCUGAGCCUGGCGGGGUUGCUGCACCCUGACCCGAGGCCGCAGGAUUCCAGAUUUGGCUCUGCCCUGGGCACGGUGCCGAACCUGAGCCAGGAUGGGCUGGCUGGAGUCGUCGUGGGAGCUCCGCUGGAGGAUGGGCACCGCGGGGCUCUCUAUGUGUUCCACGGCGCCCCRGGAACCCUUCUGCCCCAGUACAAGCAGCGCAUCGAGGCAGUGGCGCUGGGAUGGAGCCUCCGGUAUUUCGGGAUCAGCGUGGACGGACGGGUGGACAUGGAUGGGGAUGGGCUGGUUGACGUGGCCGUGGGAGCGCAGGGUGCGGCUGUCGUGCUGCGGUCCCGCUGGAUCAUCCAGGUGUCUGCACGGGUGUCUGUGGAGCCGGCGGCUGUCAGUGUCACACGACGGAACUGCCAGCGCAGCGGCUCUGGAGCCGUCUGCCUCCGCACCCGGAUCUGCUUCCGUGCUGGGACACGCACACAGAGCCCUGUGGACAUGGACAUCGAUCUCCGGUACAACGUGUCCCUGGAGGAGCAGAUCCCAGGGUCUCGUGCCGCCUUUGACUCGGGUGCCCGCCGGCUGCUUCAGCGCCAAAUUGAGUUGCCACUGGGGAGGCAGAGCUGCAUCCGUGUCCCCUUCCACGUCCUGGACACCUCAGAUUACCUGCGGCCCCUCAGCCUCACUCUCAMCUGGGCCCUGGAUGGAGCUGCGAGCUCGGUGCUGGAUGAGGCAUCUCCCAGCACCAUCCGCAAACUGAUACCAUUUUUCAAGGAUUGUGGGGAUGAUGAUGAGUGUGUCACCGACCUGGUGCUCAAGGCCACCACGGACAUUGUGGGCUCCAGGCAGAGCCCCCACAUUCUGCGGAAGGGCCGGAGGCAGAUGCUUGUGGAGGUAGAGCUGGAGAACCGGGAGGAGAAUGCUUACAAUGCCAGCCUGUGGCUGCACCUGUCUGGGAACCUCCACUUCUCCAGGUUCAUGCUCCAGGAUCCCAGCACAGUGAAGUUGGAGUGCUCAGCACUGGGUGUGCACCACCGGCGCUGCAGCGUUGGGUAUCCUGUGUUCCGUUCGCAGGCCAAGGUGUCCUUCAUCCUGGAGCUGGAGUUCAGCUGCUCUGUCCUUCUGGACCGUGCUGAAGUCAUGCUGCAGGCCACCAGUGGCAGCACCGAGGYGACACCAGAGGACAACAUGGUCAAGCUUUCUGUCCCCAUCCACUAUGAGCCCGAGCUGUUCCUAUCCAGUAACACCAACCUGCACCGCUAUGAGAUUCAUCCCCUUGGCAGCUUCACCCACAGCUCUGGCCCCGAGUUCACCACCAUGGUCAAGGUGCAGAAUUUGGGAUGCUAUCCCAUUGAGAAUGUCACCCUGCACAUGGCCCUGCCAGCACUGGGCCACCGCCAGGCCACCAUCCUGUCUGUCACCCAUGUCCUGGCUGACAACGCCACCUGUAUGUUGCGACUUUCCCCUGGGGGCACACGGGUGGUGCCAGUGCCCCCCGAGGACCUGCUGCACACGGACAGGCUGGACUGUUCCAAUACCUGGUGCCAGGAGCUGAGCUGCCGCUUGGGAAGGCUGGACCGUGGCAAGGGAGUCUCUGUCCAGCUUCUCCGCACUCUCCACGAUGGCUUCUUCAGCGGAGUGAAAUUCCGGAGCGUGAAGAUUGUCAGCAGUGUGUGGCUGGGAGUAGUCAGGGGUGUGUUGGUUCUGGAGGAGGGGGUGCAGCGCAGGGAGCUGGUGCUGGAAGUGUUCCAGGGAAGGCGGGUGCCCGUAUCCCUGUGGAUCCUGGGAGGCAGYGCCCUGGCAGGGCUCCUGCUCCUGGCACUGCUCAGCCUUGGCCUCUGGAGGCUGGGAUUCUUCUCCCACCGGAAGCCUUCCCAGGAGGACCAGGAUGAGGAACACUGAGGUGGCAGCUCUGCCGCGGAAGGAGAUCCCGGAACCUCCCCGGACCCAUUCCAGGGCCAUCCCGAGGCCUGGGACUCCUGGGCUGGUGGAGGGAUGAGCCAAUGAGGCUGGGGCCCCGAGAGUGGAACUGGAGGAUUUGUGGGGACACGAGGAAAUGUGAAAAGGGGGAACGAGGCAGACCGGAGCAACUCCAGCAAUAAAGCUCCAGCCUGUG